AUGUGGAAAAAAUCUAUUACAAAUAAGUUUUCACAAAUGAUAACUUGUAGCAAAAAAUCAAAUGAAAAAGAGCAAGCAGGUUCGCAUAAAAAUUUACGUAAACAAACACUUACUUUCGAGAAAAACCAAGAAAUUUUAUCAACCAACCUAUUAAUAAAUGAUAUUAAUAUGAAGCAGAGAAAAUCAAUCGAAUCAUUAACAAGCGACAUAGAUAUAGGAGACUCUGGAAAAGAUUAUGGUUCAAUUGCUACCAAAGUUUUGACAACCUCAUGA
Molecule: messenger RNA, 273 nt
Organism: Funneliformis mosseae
Lineage: Eukaryota; Fungi; Glomeromycota; Glomeromycetes; Glomerales; Glomeraceae
Source: the annotation of a GenBank genome assembly